AUGGCGCGACGUUACCAGAUCGAUGAGCUGCUAUGGCUGCGCUCAUCGCCUCUGGUCACUAAGCCUACAAAUCUACCGCCGGUAGAAGACUGGAUGGGCCCGCUUCCUGACCCAACAACACAACGAAAACCUACAAAUUCUAGAGACCCCACGAAUCCAAAUGAAGCAACGCCUAGAAGACCAAGCCUGUUCGAAACUCGCCAUCUCUCGAGAAACUCGAAUUCAGAGGAUAUUGUUCUCGGACCUCCCAAAACUGCUUUCGCAUCUGCAUCUCGCAUAUCCGGUAGCAAAGGCUCGAUAGAUUUCACGGACCGCCCCUCCCGACAGGUCGAGUCUGAUGAGGCAUCAAACGAUCGCUUCAAUCUGCGAGACAAGUUCUUCAAGGACAGGGAAGCCGCAGAUAGAGAUUUUGAUCGCCGAGAUGGCAAGCCCACGCCGUUCAACGGUCGCCGUGGGGAAAGAGAAGAAUGGAACAACGGACGUCCGCGUCGUACCUUUGGCCAGGAGGAACAAGACAGAAAACCCAGACGCAAUGUAGAAUUCGACCGUUGGAACCGUGAUCAGAGGGAACAGACUUUUGAGCGGGGAGUGAGAGAGAAAGAAGGACAAUUUACCCCUCGGAAAGAUGGUACACCGGGUCGAGCCAGACAUGAAGGAAGCUGGUUCCGUGAUGACAACGCCCAUGAUGGGCCAGAGACGGAAGACGAGAAACUUUCAGUGCGGAACAGAGAUUGGCGCCGAGACAGACAUGGUGCAGACCGCGACUGGAGUCGGGGAGCCAAGUUUGAACAGGACCCUGAGUGGAUGGACACAGACGACAGAGACGAGUCGCGUAAGGUGCAUACACAAGAGGAUUUUGAGCGCUGGAAAGAGAGAAUGAAGGCCGGCUCUUCGCAACCACAAGCGGAGGAGAAGAAAGAAGCUCUCCCCGAAUCGGUCGCCAGCCGAUCUGCGCAGCCUGCGCAAUCCGAGCACCGACCCACGGAUGGCGAAAUAUUCAGUAGCAACGGUACGCCUUUCCAGUCGGAUUCAGCGAUGGAGCGUUUCUUUGGACUCUUAGGUGAUGCAAAACCCGCUCCGGACGUCAUCAGCACACCCACCUCCAUAGAAAUAACUAGCAAGAAGGAGCCAGCGCCGGGAAAGCUUGGAAAGUCGUCUCGAUUUGCCGGAUUGUUUAGCCCGCCUCCAGGAAGCCCAGCGAAGGAAUCGGAGCACCACCUUGAAACCAGGUCACCAGCUCCCCAACCUUCAACCAAUGAUGCGGAUCAGGAAGGGUUCCAGCGCAUUUUACAAAUGCUUGGAGGAAGCAAAUCGCGCAAUGCGACACCCCAAAUCGACAGUGCUCAGCCCCCUCGCCCACCCAUGGUGCAAGCCGAUUCAGCUCUGAGUGCUCUCUCUUCUCCUUCUAAGGACUCAGUGAAACGGCCGGAAUACAUGGUGAUGCCGGAUGCCCAUGCUCACAGUACAGCUCCCGCAAUGCAAGAAAACAUGCACGCACAUGACUCCCCUUUCAAGGACCCUCAGUCUCGCGACAGGGAGCAUCUUCUUCGUUUAAUGCAACAGGUUAGAGUGACUCCGGUCGUUAAUCAACCUCACGGACCCCAAGGUCAACCUCAAAGUGCAGGUCCGGCGCCUGGUCUAAUGAAUAUGCCGGAAGUAUUGUCCCGCCCUCCAGGCAUCCCUACUGCUCAGAAGGGACAUAAUUUCUUGGAUGACCCCGCAAUUGCCAACAUGCAAAGACCAGAGGCUGAUCAGCUUCGAAGAAGACCUGUCAAUGGACCGCCCAUGGGUUAUUUUGAUGAGGUCCCAUUUCCCCAAGGCGGUCAUAUGCCAAUCACACCAGGUGGAUCCAGGCCUCCUCAAGGGCAGGGCCAUCCUGGCAUGGGUAUUCAGAGACCACCGGGCUUCGAGCAUCUGCCACCUCCAGGAUGGAACGGUCCUCAGAUGCCUCCGCAGCAGGGUGGCGGCCCCAGCCCCUUAGCCCCUCCCCCCGGUAUUCCGACCCCAACACGAGGUGUCAACCCGAACUUCAUGAUGCCGCCUAUGCAUAGCAAUCUUCCUCCUCCCAGUGAACGCCAGCUUUUCCCACGCGGCGCGGGUGCCCCUCUCCCACCAGGGAUGAUGCCUCCUCCUGGUUACAUGAACGGCCCCCCGCCAUCCGCUUUUCCACCUAUGCCACAUAAUAGUGACGCUCUUCUGGGACUUGGUCAUGGUGGACAGGGCCCUUUUGAGGGUAACCCUGGUCCACAAGGACCUCCUCCAUCCUCCAGGCAUCUUUUGGACAUGUUUGGCCAAGUUGGUGGCCCAGGGCAAUUCAGGUAG
Messenger RNA from Aspergillus thermomutatus, 2322 nucleotides. RefSeq lists its product as uncharacterized. The coding region runs from base 1 to 2322 and encodes 773 amino acids. The record is from RefSeq and is a predicted model, not a curated record. Lineage: Eukaryota; Fungi; Ascomycota; Eurotiomycetes; Eurotiales; Aspergillaceae. The transcript has 3 exons.